AAUAACUGAUGUUUGUUUUAAGAGAUAAAUUUCUAAAAACCCAUUGUACAUGUAAAAACAUUCUAAUCUAUAUAUAGCUAUAUUUUGUAUUAAAUUGUUAAUAACCAUGUCCAUUACUGUGGAUACAUCUUUCUCGGUACCUCCACCUCCAAUAAACUUUUCAAUUCCGCCGCCUUCAACCAAUACAUUCAUUCCGACAAACUACAGGUUUCAAGGUCCUAUACCUUUAAAUAUACGCGGUCCAGGUCUAGGUGUACCACCAAGACAUCCAAUAAAUAAAAGUGCGCCACCAUUAGAUUUAGAUUUUGAUGGUAAACGAUUGAGAAAAUCUGGUCUGCGUAAAACAGUUGACUAUAAUGCGUCAUUAAUUCGAAUGCUUCAAAAUCGUAUUUGGCAACGAGACUUUAGAGAUAGACCUUUUUUAGAACCUGAUGUAUUAUAUACUCCUCAACUUUUACCUCCACAAUGUUAUGUAGAUAAUUCUGUAAAUGCAGUUACAACAGCUUUUGUCAAGACUGUUACCAACAAAGUACGGUGUCCUGUAUUUUGCUUAGCUUGGACUCCAGAAGGUAGACGUUUAAUCACUGGUGCGUCUAGUGGUGAAUUUACUUUAUGGAAUGGACUAACAUUUAAUUUUGAAACUAUUUUGCAAGCUCAUGAUUCACCUGUUCGUUCAAUGGUAUGGUCUCAUAAUGGUAACUGGAUGACUACUGGUGAUCAUACUGGUUUUAUUAAAUAUUGGCAAUCAAAUAUGAAUAAUGUCAAAAUGUUUCAAGCACAUAAUGAAGCUGUUAGAGGUAUAAGUUUUAGUCAAUCUGAUGAUAAAUUUGCAACUUGUUCAGAUGAUGGUACUAUACGUAUAUGGGAUUUUUUUACCAACCAAGAAGAAAAAAUACUUAGAGGUCAUGGGGCAGAUGUAAAAUGUAUUGAUUGGCAUCCUCAUAAAGGUCUUUUAAUUUCUGGCAGUAAAGAUAACCAACAACCAAUUAAACUAUGGGAUCCAAAAUCAGGUCAAUCAUUAGCCACAUUACAUGCUCAUAAAAGUACAGUUAUGGACGUUAAAUGGAAUGCUAAUGGUAACUGGGUAAUAUCUGCUUCUAGAGAUCAUUUGUUAAAAUUAUUUGAUAUAAGAAAUCUUUCCCAUGAAGUUCAAACAUUCAGAGGUCACAAAAAAGAAGCUAGUACCAUUGCUUGGCAUCCAUAUCAUGAAAAUUUAUUUUGUAGUGGAGGUUCUGACGGGGCUAUAUUAUUUUGGAAUGUGGGUGUUGAUAAGUUUGUUGGAUCUAUUGAUCAAGCCCAUGAUAGUAUUGUUUGGUCAUUAGCCUGGCAUCCAUUAGGUGAGGUAUUAUGUUCUGGUUCAAAUGAUUACACUUGUAAGUUUUGGACCCGAAAUAGACCUGGAGAUAAAAUGACUGGAAAAUAUCAUUCAGUUAAUACUGUUUCUAGUAUGUUAAAAACAGAUAACAUGACAGCAGAUGCUCAAUCAACUAUUCCUGGAAUGGGUCUUGAGGAUAUUGCUGAAGAAGAUUCUAAUAAAAUAUCAGUUGAUAAUAAUACUAUACCACUUUUAGACAUAACUUCUACAGAAGAACCAAGAGUGCGACAAAUUAAGAAAAUUCCUUAUUCUAAACCUAUUCCUAAAAAUUUCCAAAAGUUCUGGAAUGAAUACAAAACUAAUGAUGAAAUAAUAGAAGAUGAUUCUGAAGAAAAUCUUGGCCCUGAUAGUGAUGUAGUUAAUAAUGUUGUUGAGAGUUUAAUGGAUUUAAUUCCAGGUUCAAGACCAGCAAGUGAAUUAAAACCGGAAUCACUUCUUGUGUAUGGACAAAUGAUAAAAGUAGAUCAAAAUUCACCAUUAGAAAAUGCAAUUAAAGAGGGUAGAGAAUCAUUAAUGCGUCUUCUUCAUUCUGGUGCAAUACCAGAAGUACGGCAACAUCUUUCAUUUGAAAAUAAUAAUGAUCCAAUUUAUGCAUAUGCUUCCAAACAUCUUCAAAAAGAUCAAGACUUACGCAGAAAUAACCCAUUUAACAAUAAUGUAAAUGUCAACUUUCCUAUGAAUCAGGAUGUUGAUCUAAGAAUCAAUAACAAUUUCAACCAAACUUAUGGAUCUUCUACUAAUUUUCAAUCAGCUUCUAAUGACAAUUUUAAUAGACAAACAAUUAAUCAGUCAUCUAAUUCAAGUGGUUUCAGUCAACCAACAAGAUCUUAUUACAAUAAAUCACAUCCGUAUAAAAAUAAUUCACAAAAUAACAGGUCAUCUCGACAAUAUGGAAACAAUCAAAAUGGCUCGCACAAUGGUCCACCACCUAAUUUAAUGGAAUCCACUUUUUCGAGACCAUCAAAUUACCGAUCAAAUUCACAAAGACAACCUCAAAAUUAUAAUGACAUUUGAAUAUGGUUCUUGAGUGGGUACCGAGUUACAAAACUAUUACAUGGUAUUAUAAAAUGUAUAAAAAUAUUGUAA
This is a messenger RNA of Sipha flava (yellow sugarcane aphid), 2461 nucleotides long. RefSeq names its product pre-mRNA 3' end processing protein WDR33 (gene Wdr33). The coding region runs from base 107 to 2389 and encodes 760 amino acids. The transcript has a single exon. NCBI's taxonomy places the organism in Eukaryota, Metazoa, Arthropoda, Insecta, Hemiptera, Aphididae. The record is from RefSeq and is a predicted model, not a curated record. Gene Ontology annotation, cellular component: mRNA cleavage and polyadenylation specificity factor complex. Gene Ontology annotation, molecular function: protein binding.